Molecule: messenger RNA, 5312 nt
Organism: Cricetulus griseus (Chinese hamster)
Lineage: Eukaryota; Metazoa; Chordata; Mammalia; Rodentia; Cricetidae
Source: RefSeq, a predicted model, not a curated record
GCCCUCGGCGUCCGCCUGAGGGGCGCUGUCACCCCUUCCCACGCCUCGCGCCUUCCCGGCUUCCCCCGCACAUCGCGGGAAGAACUACAGUUCCACCAGUCCGAAAAGAACGUCCCUCAAAACCCGUCUCUACCCACGGCCACACAAGAAAGCUCGUCCGCCCAGAUAAGCGAAACGCCCGGCAGAGACUUUUCUGAUUGGCUCUCGGGAAGCUCUGUCAAGGCGGUACUUCCGGCGGAAAGGAACGCGGGAGAUUCGGUUGUUGGCGUUUGGUGAGCGGCUGGUUUUGAGUGGCCAGCGUCUUCUCAUGGUUGCCCGGACUUGUCCCGAUCCUUUGCCUCAGAUAAAUUUUUAAGUGCUUCCCAUUAUGCCAAGAACCACCAGGUAUUGGGUGACUUCAGUUAACAAGAGAGAUUGUUGUCCUAAGGCUCUACAUUUAGGGGAGAAAUGGUUUAGCUGUUAAGAGACCUUGCUGCUCUUGUAGAGGACCUGGGCUCAGUUUUCAGCACCCACGUCCAGAAGCUCAUUACCACCUGUAACACCAGCUCCAGGAGAGCCAUGGGCACCUGCACACAGGACAAAAUAUAGACUCAUGAAUAGAAGACGGAAAUUCCUUCUUGCCUCAGUGCUUGCUCUCCAGAAUUCGAGUUUUAUAUAUCCAUCAUGUCAAAGGUGCUUUUCUCGGAUAGUCCUUGACUCCAAAAGGUUUACUUGUCCCAAGUGUGGCUCUACGGGUGAGGCUGAAAGUUCCAGUUACAGGUACAGACUUUGCUUAAAAGUGGCAGAAUCAAGCAAACUUUAUGUCAUUACUGUGUUUGGGAACUGCUUAGACACAUUUUUUGGACUCACAGCCACUGGUUUGAAGAGGUACCUUGAGAAUUCUAGUGAAAUCCCAGAACCCCUGGACAGUGGUAGAAUGCAGAGCCUAUUGACCACAGCAGUGGAAAAUUGUUUUGUUGGACAAAGCUUUGUGUUUGGAGUGACGAAUUUUGGAGAUAUAUGUGGACAUGAUUCAGACUCCAAUAACUUCUUGCAGCCAUGCUGUAAAUGCAAAGGAGAAGUCAGAACACUAAUAGCUUCCCAGAUUGUUCUGCCUGACCCACAUAUUACAGGCUUUACUGUCAUUGACUACUUAAAUCAGCUUUUGCACACUUCCAACUUCAAGAAACAUCAUUGUGACUCUCAGGAGUAUAGCAGCCACUCCCUCACUUUAGAUCACUCAGACAGUGAUCUUGGCAGCCUACAUGGCUCUGUGCAAACGUCCUGUUUUCUGGAGUCCUGCAGCAGAGAUGAUCUUCUCAGAUUCUGGCAGCCAUCACUUGAACUGACUUCAACUGAUUCACAAGUAACAGCUAAUGAUGACUUUUCAGCUUCAGAACAAACCCUGAUCAGUGGUACUCCUGAUCAAAACAAACAGUGCGUCUCCUUUUCCGAAGCCACUUGUUCUAAGAACUGUCAGGAUCCCUUUCAGAGUUCCCAGAGCCUUGUUUCAUGUAUGGACAAGAAUAAUACAAUAGGAAAGCAGGGCAGAGAAUUUGGUUUACAGGCUAAUCAUCUGAGUCCAAUUUGUCCCAGUUUUCAUGAAUCUAGGCUGUCUGACUCUAAUUUAUUCCCUUCACAAAUGCAAGAAUGUUUUCAAGAAGAUAAUGCAGAAUGCUACAGUGAAGCAGAAAUUAAAAAUGAAUAUUCCCAAUAUGACAUCCCAUGUUAUCAGCAUCGUGACAUAAAUACUACCACAAUCCUUCAAGAGAGACCUGCAUUUUCUUUGUCAUCACUCAAACCUGAAGAAACAAGUGCUUCUCAGAACUGUGACUCCUUAAUUUGGGAUGAUUUACCAUUCUCUGAAAGCCUGAGCAAGUUUCUGGAAGUUGUUGAAAGUGAAAUUGCUGUAACCAAGACGGAUACUAAGGACAGAAAACAGGUUACAGAUAAUGACGUUGAUAAAUUCCACACAGACCACAGCAGAUUAUCUGUGACUCCCAGGAAAAAUACUGGAACAUUGAAUACACUGCCUUUGCGCUUAAGAUCAUCGCAAGCAAUGGUGAAAGAAAACUCCAGGAAAGAGACCUUUUCCAACUGUGAAUCUAAUAUAAGUCCUCAAAUUCAAAGAGAAUCCAAACCUGACAAGACAGCAGAAGCUGUCUCCAUAGGCAGUGAUAGUAGUGGUAUCUCAGAGUGUUUUCUACUAGAUACUUGCCUUUCAGCUCUAUUUACGUCUUCAAAAGAUAUGGACGCAUCCGUUCCCCAUAAGAGGACUGCUGGGAUCCUACAACAAAGGGAUGUGAUUUCACUCAGGUCUAGUACCUCAACAAAUAACUGCUCUUAUCUUAGUAACAAAUCUUUUAAUGGAUGUAGAGAAAAGUCACAUUCAGAAACAAAAGGAAAAUUGACAAGCUUAUGUUCUAAGAAAUACAGUAAUGUUUCUGAUAUUCACAAAUUAGAAAAUAAGCAAUAUUAUAGAUGGUCAAAGAACCAAGAUGACAAUUUUACAAUAUGCCGGAAACUUACGUAUCCUUUAGAGACUCUUUGCCAUAGUCCAAAUAAUACAAAUACAGCAAAAGAAUUACCUCACAGGCCUAUCAAUAAUAACUUAACACAAAGUUAUUCUGCUGAUCAUGAAGGUAGCUACAAUGCUUCUGCUGAUCUUUUUGAUGAUGUUGCUAAAAAUAAGGACAUUGGAACAGAAAUUACCAAAAUACCACAGGAUAUUUUGUUACCAUGGGAAGCAUCUUGCACAGAAAACCAUCCUAUAGAUGAAGAAGGCAGCCAGCCUUCACAAAAACUACCCUUGCAAAACAUAGCAACAUCAAGGUAUCUGAGAGCAAGUUCUCAGUCAGAUUCAGAAUGUGAUUUUGAAGAAAGCCAAGACUUUGUUCCCUGUUCCCAGUCAACUCCAGUUGCAGGCUUCCACCAAAGAAUUCAUGGCUUACACAGACCUUUCAAAAUAUUGCCUUCCUUAUAUUCAAAUCUUAAUGCUAACUAUAAAAACACAAAACUUUCUCCCGAAAAUGGCAAACAUCAAGCUACCUCAACCUGCCCAAAGAAUGUAAAAACACCUAGCCAGAAAUCCAGAAGUCCUGACAUACCUAGUUUGACAAAACCAGAGAUUUCCAACCCCUGCUCCACUGCUGAGUGCCUUGAAAGCGAUGUGGAUGAAUGGUUCCCCCCUACCACCCAAAAAGUAUUUCUUUCAGAUAUCCUUGGAUUCCAAGUCACACGCUUAAGGAAAUGCCUUGCUGUCUAUCCUUCCCCCGACCAAAAAGAGUUACCAAGAAAGAAACCAAAUAAAAGUUGCACAUAAAACCAACGUGUUUAAUUAAAGUUAAGGAAUAUAUUUACAGCUACAGUUGCAAAAACAGAAGCGUCCUAAACAUAACUAUAAAUGGUCAGGCUGAAAAUAAGAAAAAAACAUUUUGGGAUGUUUUUCAAAAUAUGUUGCCUUCCAUUUUCAGAAUACUGCCACUUUAGUGUCUGAAACAAAAAGUACUUAGUCAUCAAAAUUAUUUUCAUAUAAAGUCCUAUGAACCCAAUUCCCAGAAAUUUUAAAUAAAGGCAGAUCUGUUUGAAAUUUUUGUUUUCACUGACAUAGAAAGCAAUCCUUAUACUUUGAACACUUAACAGAAAAUUGGUCAUGAAGAAUGGACUGUACUGAGUGCUAUGGGAUCUUUCAAGAUUUCCUCGAGGCUUUUUUUUCCAGAAUACUAUGAUUUAGAUAACUGAGCACUUUAUCUUACAUUGACUGUACUAAUCUGUUGUUCUUGUAUUUAAAAGUAUUUGUUAAAAUAUAGACAUCCAGAAGUAAAGCAUUUACAAACCAGAAUGUCAUUAAUAAUUGUUAGCUAAGAUAAGAUUGUAACUGCUGGGCUGAGGUUGUAGCACAAGGCUAACUAAAAGGUCACUAAUCUCAAUUGAUUUUGGUCUAUUGGAUAAGACAGUGUCAAUACUGUACAGGAAGUGCAAUGUUACAGAUGUGUUUCUUUUACAUGAAGGUUAAAACCUGACUGAAUCUUUGGUACUACAGUACAAGAGCAUCUUCAAUGUUUUUCACAAUUGAUUAAUAUUCUGAUCUAGGAAUUAUUAAUGGUGAGAAUACUGCUUUGCAUAAAUGCAUAGUACAAAAUGACAAGUAUUUUUAGGAACAUUUCAGAGAUGGUUGGAAAUUUUAUACUUAUUCCAAGCUAAAAUUUGUUUAACAAUCUUUAAUGGAACUCAAGGCACUGGAGAAAUGUGACAGUGGCUAAUAUCACUUGCUGCACAAUUAUGAAGACCAGAAUUCAGAUCUUAUCACCCAUAUAACAAGCCAGGUUUCCUGCAAUACCUAUAAGUUAUGUGUAGUAAAAACACUGCAGUUCAUAGCAUAUUGGCAUUACAUCCCAUAACAUGCACAGCUCAAAGUAUAUGUUAUAUUUUCAAAACCAAAACUUCAGUGAAGUCACACUGAUGCAGGGCAAGUGCUGUCAGAAACACCUUGGAUUCCUUGUACAUUGCUUCAGAAACCUUUUGUUGCUACCACCAUGGGUAUUUUUUUUUUAGCUCCCAACAUUAAAUUGUGUGACUCAUUGUUUAAGAAGCUGGGCCUAGUCAAAAAAUCUGAAUCUGAUAUGUGUUAUGGAAGGAGAAAAUAGCCAAAAGAAGAACAAUUCCCAGACUCUGGAGUCAGCCAGCACCUUUGCCAUUCCAUUCUGGAGUUAUUCCACAUCUUUGUCCUUAUGUCACCAACAGACAGCUUUUCUCUUUCCUUCGUUUCAUAUGUAAUAUUCAGAUCACUCGUGGUUGUUUGAAUGGGAUGUCUCCCAUAGUCUUAGGCAUUUGAACACUUGGUCCCCAGUUGGUGCUGUUUAGGCAGGUAUGGCCUCACUAGAGGAAAUGUGUCACUGGGGAGAAGCCUUUGAGAUUAAAAAGCCUCUGCCAUUUCUAAUUUGCUGUCUAAUUUGUGCUUGCACUUCACAGAGUAAACUCACAGCUUGCUCCCAUCACUAUUGCCUGCUGCUAUGCUUCCCCACUGUGAUGGUGAUGGACUGUUAGCCCUCUGAAACCCUAAGCCUAAAAUAAGCCCUGUGAAAGUUGUACUUUGUCAUGAUGAUUUAUUAGAGUAAUAGAAAAGUAGUUGGUAUAACUUACCUUGCCACACCUCGAUCUGUUCAGUUUUCUAGGUCUGUGCCACUCCAUGUCUUAGAAAAUGAUGCACAGAAGUAUGGCAGUAAUCUUUCUCUGUGGGCUUUUAAUUCAUUAUACCUGUCUUUUUUGGAUCUUGUACCAAAUAAUGCCUCCUAUAGUUUACUGUGUCUCUCUCCUUCCUAAACUCCUCAUUU